UUCGUCUUUAAAUUAAUUAACAAAUUUAAAUUCCCAUAUAUUUUACUUAUCAAUACAAUCUAUAGAACCCAUAAGUUAUUUACAAAUACCAUCUUUUCUAAUUAAUGUAAAAAGUUGUUUCUCAAAAAUAGCUUCUUAGCUUAUUUAAGCCUAAAAUCUUUCUAAGGAAUCAUCUAGAUUUUAUUAACUUAGCCAAGAAUAAUCUUAUAUUUAUCGAACUUUGAAAAUUAAUUUAGAAUUUAUAGAAUUUAAAAUAUUAGAUAAAAAUAAUAGUUCUUCAGUAUCAAUAUCCGGAAGUUUAUCCAAAAUAUCUUCGAAUUGAGAAAUAUAUGGUUAAUAAAUUUCUUAUUAAAUCUCAUCUUUAAGUAAAUAUAUAAUACUUGAAUGAUUUUUAGAUUUUAAUUCAAAAUAUAAAGGAAUUGCUA
Messenger RNA from Ichthyophthirius multifiliis, 425 nucleotides. RefSeq lists its product as hypothetical. The transcript has a single exon. The annotation marks the transcript as partial. Lineage: Eukaryota; Ciliophora; Oligohymenophorea; Hymenostomatida. The record is from RefSeq and is a predicted model, not a curated record.